Molecule: messenger RNA, 4455 nt
Organism: Myripristis murdjan (pinecone soldierfish)
Lineage: Eukaryota; Metazoa; Chordata; Actinopteri; Holocentriformes; Holocentridae
Gene: adamts1
Product: ADAM metallopeptidase with thrombospondin type 1 motif, 1
Exons: 8
Coding region: 420-3263 (947 amino acids)
Biological process (GO): extracellular matrix organization; proteolysis
Cellular component (GO): extracellular matrix
Molecular function (GO): metalloendopeptidase activity; zinc ion binding
Source: RefSeq, a predicted model, not a curated record
ACAGACUAGACGGGCCAGCAGAGGAAAAACCUGCCCCCGAAGUCAAACAGAAAACUAGAAACUGAGACAGCUGCUGCGUUUUGGAGAAAGCGCCACUGACACUCCGACCUGUUGGAAUUUACUGCUGAGAUCCAGUUUUUAUUUUCAUUUGAUCAGAAAAUAAUAAAUGACACCGCGUUUCUUUUUGUGAGACAUUUUUUUAAAUCAUAAGUCAGACUUGCACAUAACUUUGAAUGACUUUUGCACUGGAUUUGAUCCCUAUUUUAGAUUUUUGAGUGUGCGUAAUUUUGGGGACAGUUUUAUGGAAGUGAAGAGACUUGGGGUCGAUAGCUUUUAGAGGAAAACACUUUUAAGGAUUUUACUUGCUUCCUCGCAGACACUUUAUCAAUUUCUUUCCACCUGACGGAUUUGACAGCGAUAUGAUGUGGUUUUUACGCGUUUUGUUUGGUUUGAUGGUCGCUCUUUGCGUCAGCGCGUUGCCCAGCGCCUGGGAGGAGAGCACCGUGGUGCCGGUCAGGCUCGACCCGACGGCCCGGUCGGAAAGCGAAACCGAACCGUGGCGGACUUUCUCCGCAGAGGAGAGGGAGAAGGAGGCGGAGAUGAGGGUUUACCGGUUGGACGUAUUUGGCAAAGAGCUGCUCUUGCAGCUAGAGCCUGACCAAACCUUCCUGGCACCGGGUUUUGUGUUCCACAUCGUGGGGAGUCCUGAGUCCGUACCGACGCAUGAACCCGAGACAGGAGCAGCCGAUGCGGGUUGCUUCUUCUCGGGCACGGUGAACGGCGAGGAGCGCUCUGCCGCUGCGCUCAACCUGUGCCACGGACUCAGGGGCGGAUUCUACCUUCAGGGUGAAGAGUACUUCAUCCAGCCCCUCAACUCGAGUGACGCGCUCGUCACGGAGGAGGAUGUCCACAUGAUCCGCCGGAGAGGUCGGGCAUCUGUGGCUGAGGAGGCGAGCUCCAAGUGCGGGGUCAACGAGGACGAGGAGAGGGUGCCAGAGAAUCUGGAGAAAAAAGCCAAGCACGAAGCUUCCAACCCAGAGCAGCAAGCCCACCACAGGAGCAGGCGUUUUGUCUCCACUCCUCGCUAUCUGGAGAUCAUGCUGGUGGCUGACCAGUCCAUGGCUGAGUUCCACGGUGCUGGGCUUAAACCUUACCUUCUGACCAUCAUGGCUGUGGCCUCUCGCCUUUACCGCCACCCCACCAUCCACAACUCCAUCAGCCUGGCUGUGGUGAAGCUGCUGGUAGUGUACGAGGAGGAGCGAGGCCCCCAGGUCUCAUCCAACGCUGCCUUAACUCUCCGCAACUUCUGCCAGUGGCAACGGCAACACAACCCAGCCAGUGACCGCCACCCUGAGCACUAUGACACCGCUGUGCUUUUCACCAGGACGGACCUAUGUGGUGCCCACUCUUGUGAUACUCUGGGCAUGGCAGAUGUCGGCACAGUGUGCGAUCCAGACAGAAGCUGCUCAAUCAUCGAAGAUGAUGGGCUGCAGUCGGCAUUCACUGUGGCACAUGAACUGGGCCAUGUCUUCAACAUGCCCCACGAUGAUGCCCAGCUGUGCUCUGGGGUCAACGGUGACCACUGGGGCUCCCACAUGAUGGCCUCCACCCUGUCCAAUCUGGACCAGCAGCAGCCAUGGUCCCCUUGCUCAGCCCUCAUGGUCACCACCUUCCUGGAUAAUGGCCAUGGUCAGUGCCUCCUGGACAAACCAGUCAAGCCCCAGACACUCCCCCAGGCCCUGCCUGGGUCAGUCUACGAUGCUGACCGCCAGUGCCAGCUGACCUUCGGUGAGGACUCCCAGCACUGUCCAGAUCUGAGCACCACAUGUGCAGCUCUGUGGUGCACGGUGACCACGUCCAAUGGUUUGCUGGUGUGUCAGACCAAGAACUUUCCCUGGGCGGAUGGAACACCAUGUGGGCAUGACAGCUACUGCCUAGCCGGACACUGUCUUACCAAGACCCAGGCAGCCAAACACCAGACUCCUGUGAAUGGUGGCUGGGGAGUAUGGGGCCCUUGGGGUGACUGCUCUCGGACCUGCGGUGGAGGGGUGCAGUACUCCUUCCGAGACUGCGACAGCCCCCUGCCUAAGAACGGGGGCAAGUAUUGCGAGGGCAAGAGGAUCCAAUACCGCUCCUGUAACACAGAGGCCUGCCCUGAUAACAACGGUCUGUCAUUUCGUGAGGAGCAGUGUUUGGCUCACAACGACAUGUCAGCCCAAGUGUCCUUCGGUUCAGGAGAGGGAGUCGAGUGGGUACCAAAGUAUGCUGGAGUGUCACCCAAAGAUCGAUGCAAACUGGUGUGCCGGGCCAAGGGCACUGGAUACUUCUUUGUCCUCAAGUCUAAGGUGGCCGAUGGAACACCCUGCAGCCCAGAUUCCACUUCUGUUUGUGUCCAAGGCCAGUGUGUCAAGGCUGGAUGUGAUCGUGUGAUCGGCUCCACCCGCCGUUUUGAUAAGUGUGGUGUGUGUGGUGGAGAUGGUUCCACCUGCAAGAAAGUAUCAGGAUCUCUGGAACGUGCCAGACCUGGUUAUCAGGAUGUUGUGACUAUCCCUGCUGGUGCCACCCACCUCGAUGUCAAGCAGCGUGCCCCCGGCAACGGUCGUCAUGAUAACAGCUACCUGGCAGUGCGUCGGCAAGAUGGCACCUACCUUCUAAAUGGUGAUUAUAAGCUGAUGACCAUGGAGACUGACAUCCCCUUGCGAGGGGCCUUGCUGCGCUACAGCGGCUCCUCUGCCUCCCUGGAGCGUCUCCGGAGCUUCUCCCCACUCCCGGAGCCCCUCACCAUCCAGGUGCUGUCAGUGGGCGAGGCCCCAAGACCCCGGGUUAAGUACAGUUACUUUGCCCCCAGACCGACCAACACUGCUUCCAGCCCCAAUAACAACGGAGGCCGCCGGCCAUCCAUCAAUGCCAUCCGUGAGGUUGGAGGAGCUGAGUGGACCCUGAGAGAGUGGGGUCCAUGUUCCAAGAGCUGUGAUGGAGGUACGCAGCAGAGGGAAGUGGUGUGUCUGGACCCCCAUGGUCGUCCAUCCAGGGACUGCCCUGAGGAGCUCCGCCCCUUGGCCUCUCGGUCCUGCGCCCCCCAGCCCUGCUCCUCCUGGCUUCUCGGAGAGUGGUCGGCCUGCUCCAAGACCUGCGGCCAAGGCUUCCGCAAACGCCCACUGCGCUGCAUCAGCCGCGAUGGACGCACACUAUCCCAUGAGAGUUGUGACCCCAAAAACCGGCCACGACCCCUGCUCGAAUUGUGCAAUCAGGGUCCUUGCUAAGGACUGCUUUCACACUCUCUUCCUUUCCUCAACCCUGAAGAUCAGCCUUUAGAAAGACUCUAAAUAAAAUCUCUGAUCUUCGCUGCCUCCGUUUUUCCAGCCGACAAUCCAAGAGGCCUAUGAAUGUUUACAUCCAGAGUGCUGCAGGUUUCAGUGGGUCUCAGCUGGUCUAACAGUUGCCCACAUGAAAAUGGGUCCAAAUGACUGAGACUGUAACUGCCAAUCUUCACCCCUCGCCCUCCAGCCAUUGUGGGGGCAGAUGCUGGUCCAUUGUGACACCGCCACCUCAUUGCAUCAACAAAGACUGCAUGCAGCUCACUGCCUGUCUAGCUUUGUAGCACCUCGGCGGGUCACUGUGCCCCCCAUCAAGGGGAAGAGUACAUGGACAUUCCUUUUUUCCUUUAAAAAAAAAGCAUGCUGCUUACCGUGCCAAUGUCAUGCUUGUGUGUGAGAGUGACUGAAUGAGCGUGUGUGUUGAAUCUAUAUUGUGUGUGUUGUUUGUCCAAGCUGGGCUGGAUAGACACAUAAGGGGUGGGGUGGGGGAGGUUAUUGCAGAGUAUAUUAAGAAACAAAUGAAAGAGAAUAACACAUAUUCUACUUAUUCACCCCAUCAGGUAUGGAAAAAAGAUAGCUUGUAGUCAGUGUUUAUGCUAAUCCAUUUUUAUUUAUCACAAGCCUGCAACAUUUCAUUCAUCUUUGUUAUUGUCAAUGGCACAUUCUAACAUCUAAUUGUCUCUAUAUGUCUCAGUACACCAGACUUUGCCCUUCAGCCAUAUCUUUCCCUCAUCUCCUCAGCCCCCGAUGAGGGAACUAUCACAAGACCAAAGAGGAGUGUGUGAGUUUGUGUACGUGUGUGUAUGUGUGUAUGUGUGUGUGAAUGUGGAGAUCUAGUGAGGGACUUGUCUCCUGCUACUACUUCAUAAGUAAGUCUCUCCUGCCUUCUGCGAAGGCAAAUGUUUUCUUUUUUUUUUUUCUAUUGAGUUUUUUUUUUUUUUCCUUUUUGUACAGAAUAUCCAAACAUUAUUUAUUUUUGUACAGCCUGUUAAAUAUAAUCAUGUGGCUUUUUUAAUAUUAUUUUUUAUUUGUUAUUUGUCAUUGAGACCACAGAAGGAAGUAGAGUAUAUAGAGUAUUUAUACAGUGUUAUAUAUAUAUGGUCCUAGGUUCAUGAAUAAAGUAUCACAUUGACCUGUG